AUGUUAAAAAUAUCUAUCUAUCUAUCUAUCUAUCUAUCUAUCUAUCUAUCUAUCUAUCUAUUUGGCUCUUUUCUUUCUUUUUAUCGCCUUUUCUUCAUUUCUUUCUUUCUUUCUUUUUCUUACUUUCUCUUUUCUUUCUUCCUUUCUUUCUUUCUGUCAUUCUUUCUAUCUUUCUUUCUUUUCCCUUUUCUUUCUUUCUUUCUUUCUUUUUCUAACAUUCUCUUUUCUUUCUUUCUUUCUGUCAUUCUUUCUAUCUUUCUUUCUUUCUCUUUUCGUUUUUUCUUCCUUAUUUACUUUUUUCUUUCGUUCCUUCUUAUAGCAUUUUCUGACUUUUUUCUUCCUUCCUUUCUUUCUUUCUUUCUUUCUUUCUAUUUCCUUUUUUUCUUACUUUCUCUUUUCUGUUUUUUUUUCUUUCUUCUUUCUCUUUUCUUUCUUUCUUCUUUUUUCCUAUUUCCCUUUUCUUUCUGCCUUUCUCUAUUCUUUCUAUCUUUCUUUUUCUUUCAUUCUUUCUUUUCUCUUUUCCGUUUUGUGUCUUUUUUCCUUACUAUCUCUUUUUCUGUUUUUCUUUCUUAUUUCUCUUCUUUGUUUCUUUCUUUCUUUCUCUCGUUCUUUAUUUCUAUUUCCCUUUUUUCUUACUUUCUCCUUUCUGUCUUUCUUUUUCUUUCUGUCUUUCUUUUUCUUUCUUAUUUCUCUUUUCUUUCUUUCUUUCUUUCUUUCUUUCUAUUUCUCUUUACUUUCUUUCUUUUCGUCUUAUAG
Molecule: messenger RNA, 756 nt
Organism: Acanthosepion pharaonis
Lineage: Eukaryota; Metazoa; Mollusca; Cephalopoda; Sepiida; Sepiidae
Source: the annotation of a GenBank genome assembly